This is a messenger RNA of Mangifera indica (mango), 795 nucleotides long. RefSeq lists its product as uncharacterized. Gene Ontology annotation, molecular function: nucleic acid binding; endonuclease activity; zinc ion binding. The transcript is spliced from 4 exons. The coding region runs from base 40 to 612 and encodes 190 amino acids. The record is from RefSeq and is a predicted model, not a curated record. Lineage: Eukaryota; Viridiplantae; Streptophyta; Magnoliopsida; Sapindales; Anacardiaceae.
AUUAAGCUAAACUUUAUCCACUGACGUUCUGAUCACAAAAUGAGACCAAACAAAGAUCAGAAAAGAAUAACAGCCACGAAAACGCCCCCGUCGUCUCCGCCGAGAAGACGAACCCAAACCACCACCACACCUUCAGCCUUUGUUUUGGAACGUGAACUGCUGACUGAGGAAGAAAAUGCCACUUUCUUUAAGGACGUUCAAAUUUCAUCUUCAGAUUCAAGCGCAAAUCCUAGGAGUUUCCCGUACAGCGUGAAGCAACAGUGCUGGGAAAAGGCGGAGAAGGUCAAAGGAAGAGACCCAGAUCGCUGGCGGAGAGACGCCCUUGGCAACAUUGUGUUUAGGAAGCUUGUGGGCUGUCCCGGUUGUUUGUGCCAUGAUUAUGAUCAUAUUUUGCCGUACUCCAAGGGGGGGAAGAGCACGCUGGAAAACUGCCAGGUUUUACAGGCAACGGUUAAUAGAUCAAAGGGGAAUCGGACUGAAUUAUCCAGAGCUGAGCUUAUUCAGAAAAGUUCUUAUUGCCGAGUUGCGGGUCGUGACAUGGAUCUUAUUGAACUGUCAGCCUAUGGCAAUGUUCGUCGUGGACAAGACACUGGAGGAUGUAGAAUUCAAUGAGAAGUUUCAGCUCUAAUAAAAAAUAGAUGUAAGAUGAAAAUUAUGAAAUUAAGAAUUCUUGUUUAUUCAAUUGAUUAAGCAGGUAUAUGUUUUUAGAUUUUAUGAUUUAUUUUUUUAGUUAUUUAUUGUUUUAUUAGGAUUAAGAUUUGGUUUACAUAAUAUAUAGUUUUGUUGUGGGAUUCA